AGAACUGGCCGAUCACGCCGAGCCCACACUUCGGUUUUGGCCGCCAGCGAGGCAACACACGUCUUUUAGCGCCGCUUUUGCCACGCGCGCGCGCGUCACGCAAUUGUUUCAGAGCUUUCGGUAGUUUUGGGUCGUCGGCACGUCGCGAUCGUGAUCACGCGGUUUCACAGUCACCCAGCGGUAAUAAUAUGUUUAUAGUGCUCUUGUUUCUUGAUCUGACCACCGAUCCGCGCUAAUUACAGUGCCGCGUCGAUUGAUCGGAAAGCCUACGCAAUCACCUUUUCGGUUUCUGGUGACAGUGUCGAUUUUUUUAUUAAAGCGAAAGUUCAACCUCCAGAAAGUUCGACGACUUCGGCGAGUCCGAUCAAUACGACGAAAAGAAACGAUACCGAAAAACAAAAACGCGCGUACGCGCCACACACUCUUCGCGUACGAACUGCGCGACGACCUGGCGCUGGAUUCCGCUGAUACAGCAGCGUGAUGCCGCCCCAGAACUCGAUCGAGCUGACGACCAAACCGGAGGCGGAGAAUGGCGCCACGGGCAAGCUGCUCGCCAACGGUAACGGUAACGGCGACACGGAGAAAGCAAAGGAGGAUCCACCCACCACGACGCUGAUCGUACCGCCGGACGGUGGCUGGGGCUGGCUGGUGAUGGUUGCAUCCUUCUUCUGCAACGUGAUCGUCGACGGUAUUGUGAUGAACGUCGGCAGCUUCCUGGGCCCAAUCCGCGACGAGUUUGGCGUAAGCGAGGCCGAAGUGGCACUGGUCAGCUCGCUGCUGAGCGGGUUCUACCUGCUGACCGGUCCGUUCGUCAGUGCGCUUGCUAACCGUUGGGGAUUCCGGAUCGUCACCAUCAUCGGUUCGGUGGUGGCCGCCGUCGGCUUCUUCGUUUCCCAGUACGCGACGAGCAUCGUGUUCCUGUACGUGACGUUCGGUUUCAUUGGCGGGGUGGGCUUUUGCUUCAUCUACGUCCCGUCGGUCAUUACCGUCGGGUACUACUUCGAGAAGUGGCGUGCCGUGGCGACGGGCAUUGCGCUGUGCGGUUCGGGCGUCGGUACGUUCAUCUUCUCGCCCGUCAACGCGAUGCUGAUCGAGUCGCUCGGCUGGCGCAGUGCGCUGGUAGCGCAGGCCGCCAUCAUACUGCUGUGCAUUGCUUGCGGUGCCAUCUUCCGCCCGAUCCAACCGACCGAGGUGACGGCCACCAAGGCGGCAGACACACCGGCCGACAAGGGCAUUCUGCUGGGCGAGGGCCUGCCGGUCGUCUACACGCGCCCGCUGCCCGAGGGCCGGUACGCGUACUCGAUGCCGAACAGCUCGCACAACACGUGGAUGGGAGCGAACCCGAACUACCAGUACCCGACGGCGGCCGAGAUCUUCCGCCAGGGCAGUGGGCACAACCUCGAUCGUCGUCCGUCGCACACCUCGGGCCAGCUGGUGAGCCACAACCUUCAGAGCACUACGAAGAAGCUGGAAAAGAUCCAGAAGCGGCUCGCCGGGCAGAUGACUCCGGACGAUACGAUCCAUGCGCACGGCUACCCGACGGCACACCACGAGCUCAAUCCGGUCGGUGAGGCGGACGAGGAGGAGACGGAGAAUGGCACGCUGCUGGCCGCGCCAGAGCAACAGUCUGUCACCAUUACGACGGCGGCCGGUCGCCGACACACCGUGUCGGGCAGACGGCCCAACGAACCGGCCAGCUCAAGACACGGCUCUAGGCGCACCCUGAACGAUGGCGCACGUCCAAUGUAUCGUGACGAUAUCUUCUUCACCGGAUCGCUGGCACGCAUUCCCCAGUACAAGUCGCAGACAUCGCUCGGUUACCACAUGUCCGUCACCCGGUUGCCUACCCAGGCUGACGUGGAGGAGACGGAGACGGAACAGUGCAUGGUGUGCCCGGAGGCGGUCCGCCGCACGCUGGUCACUAUGCUGGACAUGUCGCUGCUGAAGUCCAUCUCGUUCAUGAUGCUAGCGUUCAGCGGUUUCCUCACGAUGAUGGGCUUCUUCGUGCCGUUCCUGUACGUCAAGCAACGGGCGGUGGCCGGUGGUAUGGCGGAUGAAGUGUCGACGUUCAUUGUAUCGGCUAUUGGCAUUUCCAACACGAUUGCUAGGGUGGUUUGUGGAGUGUUGACGUCGUUCAAGAACAUUAACGCACUGCACUUGAACAACGUAGCGAUCACGCUCGGAGGAAUAGCGACCAUGAUGAGUGGCAUGUAUAUUACCGAGGUCUAUCAGUUUACGUAUGCAGCCAUUUUCGGACUUGCCAUCGCAUGCUUCUCGGCACUCCGUUCAAUUCUGGUCGUCGACCUGAUGGGACUAGAAAAACUGACCAACGCCUUCGGUAUACUGUGCCUGUUCCAGGGUAUCGCCGCUUUCCUUGGUGCACCGAUUGCUGGAUACUUUACCGAGCUGACCGGUACCUAUGACGCGUCGUUCUACAUUUCCGGUGCACUAAUUACGCUCUCGGCCGUUCUCUGCUACCCGCUAGCCUUUGUCAAUCGAUGGGAAAAGCAACGCGCUGCUAAAAAAGACUCACAGAAGGUGUAAACACUGCUGGCAACUGGGCAGUGAACACUUCCGAGCCGGAGGGUUUUAAUGAAGGAGCCGGUGUUGGUUUAAUGCACGAUAUCGAGGAAGCAAGAUAUCGCCAUGUCAUCAUGCGACAAUACUACCGAUGGUAGGGCUCUGUAAGGAACGCAAUUCGGUGCUAUUUAUCAUUGAUAGGCUCUCACAUACGGCUAUUACUGUUGACACAGUCAACAAUCAUGGCCACCCCGGGUCGGAAGCAACUGAAUUAAGUAAGCUAGUAGUAGUAGUUGUAAGGUAGUGUUUGAAUGAUUUGCUCAUCCAAUAGCAUAUUGCUAAAUCUGGGCCCGGAAGUUGCCGAUGAUCAUUUGCUUACACCCGGUGCGGUUCUAAAGCGAUGUUGCGAACGAUGGAAAGGAUCGUUUCCGCACAGGAGCUUAAAGCUUACGCUAGAACACAUCAUCAAACGCCAGCUAGUGGAAUAAGCAGGAACUAAAUUUGCAAUACCGUACGUGCUUCCAAGCAAAUAAGCUUAACGAUAGUAAUAGCUUUAGUUAACGAGUUAACGAGUGUACUGUGUUGAGCCAACAUUCAUCCCCAUUUACUUGUCAUUUUUAAGGUUUUUAAACAUGAUAACAUUAACAGCUACGAACACAACGAUCCAAUUCGCUUUUGUUUGCAUAUUUAAGGCUAUUUUUUACAGUUAAGUCAAAUCAUAAGCCAUUUUCCAUUGCAAAAUUCACACAUACACAGGCCUUUAUGGAUGUAACGCUUUUUGUUAUAGAAAUUAAAUGCUGUUCCACAAUUUUGUACGUUUACGGAGACUGAACAACGGUCAGCAUUAAGUGUGACCGCAAAUACAGAGAGAGACAGAGAGAGCGAGAGGGUGUUAAAAAGUUCACUAAAACCAUUUGCUAAACACACAUACAAUAGGAACAAACACAAACAAAUUGGCUCCAGCAACCGGUCCUAAAAGUGCUAGAAUACACACACAAACACACAAGCAAAAAUUAAACCAUACGGUGUCACACUACAAUAGAGCAAAAAGAAAACGUUAGACAAAUAGCAGCCGUAGUUCCUACCUUUGCCAUACAACUGAAAAUCACUGUCAAACCCCGAUGCCGAGAUGCUGUUUCACUGCAGACGCCGUCUAGAGAAAACGGAACCCAUUAAUUAUUAUUUAGAUUUGUAAUUUUACACUCCUCAUUAACGGACUUCUUCACACCUCCUUCUUGUGUUUCGGAAUUCCCUGUGCAAUAAAGUGUCUGCCCUUCUCCGUCUUCCGACCGUGAAAGCCAGGGUGUGUGUAUGUGCGUACACACGUGUACAGCAAAGCCAAGCCAAUCCCCCAACAGCAAGUUGGAAGUCAAUAGCACCCCAAUACGUGAAUAAAUUAUCUGUGAUAUCAGCAUAUACAUAUGAGCUAUCUUUAUAAUAUGUUGUUGAUAUAAUCCGCAGACAUCACACGGACGGACGGGGUGGGGUUCGAUCGUGUGCGAUCCGAAGCCCCCCAACAAAACACAUCAGCACCGUUCUUACGUUUCCAAUUUCUAUAAGAUACAGUCGCCUCCUCCUGUACGGUGUGCAGCGGGGACGACUGUUAGCUUUUCCCGCCCCGCGAAGUCUAGGAAGAUUAUUAAAGCCAACAUCAGUAACAUCCAUUCUUGCAUCCAACCACCACACACAUAGCUGUAGCUUUUAAGCAAGACAACGCGUACCGUUAAGAUUGAAAUAAAUAAGAAUUGUCUGGAAUUUGUACAUUUUA
Anopheles gambiae (African malaria mosquito) is the source of this 4288-nucleotide messenger RNA. RefSeq names its product monocarboxylate transporter 3. Lineage: Eukaryota; Metazoa; Arthropoda; Insecta; Diptera; Culicidae. Gene Ontology annotation, biological process: transmembrane transport; monocarboxylic acid transport. The record is from RefSeq and is a predicted model, not a curated record. Gene Ontology annotation, molecular function: monocarboxylic acid transmembrane transporter activity. The transcript is spliced from 6 exons. Bases 481 to 2544 code for a protein of 687 amino acids.